UAUGGCUCCGGUUUAUCGCUAUCAAAGACAAAAUAAGUAACAAAGAGAUGGGCAAUCUUCGGGAUGCGUUCUCAAAGUCGAAGAGGAAGCUAAAAGAGUGUAAGAUAAGUGGAGCUGGUGCCCGUAACAUCAAAAAGUAUUACUACGCUGACCAAAUGCAAAUUUUAAAUAAAUUAUUCCAGACGAGGGAAUUUGCAGAAAGUUUAGAAGGUAGAACGGACAACAAUGAAGACGAAGAUGUUGAUACUUCACCCGAAGCCCCACUACCCACAAAGGAGACUAUCCAUGAGAUCCCCACACUGCGAGAACACAAAAGACGUCGCCAGCCUGAUGAAGUUGAGCUGAAAAUGAUAAAAGCAUUGAAAGAACCACCACUCAGUUCUCAUAUUUCUUUCUUUCAAGGGCUUUUGCCACAUUUGAACAAUUUUGACGACAGUGAAAUUCUUGAAUUCCAAAUGGGUGUUUUGGAAGUUAUUUCUAAAAUAAAGAACAAACGUAAAAACACUACUCAACCUCGACCCCUUCCAUCGCAAACACCUUCCUACUAUCCUAACAACAAUCCCUUCCCUCAGCAUCAAUCAUUUUCCACUAAUGUCUUAUUCAAAUCAAUUCAGCGCAAUUAACAGCUUCCAACCACAACAGUCCCAAACCCAGCCCCCAAAUCGCCAAACCCACCAAUUCAAUAAAAUUAAAUUAAUUU
Messenger RNA from Leptinotarsa decemlineata (Colorado potato beetle), 700 nucleotides. RefSeq lists its product as uncharacterized. NCBI's taxonomy places the organism in Eukaryota, Metazoa, Arthropoda, Insecta, Coleoptera, Chrysomelidae. The record is from RefSeq and is a predicted model, not a curated record.